Messenger RNA from Prunus armeniaca (apricot), 900 nucleotides. The record is from the annotation of a GenBank genome assembly. Lineage: Eukaryota; Viridiplantae; Streptophyta; Magnoliopsida; Rosales; Rosaceae.
AUGUCUUCCCCGAAAUCCCGUGCUCAGUCUUCCUCUGUUCAAGUUCCUCCAAAUUAUAUUACUGGGAUUGGGAUUGAUAAGCACGCAAUAGAGAAUACCCUGGUCUUGGGUCCACACUGGUUUGGUUCUGUUCUUGUUGAAAUGGCGGACCUGUUCAAAGAUGACGCCGAAGCUCCCCUAUGUUUCGAAAGUUCUUCUGCUCUGGCUUCUCAUUCUUGGGUUAGUAAGAACUUGAGCCGUUCGUUCCCAUCUAGUGAAGUGAGAAAUAGUCCAGUCAAGUGGGCUGACUGGAUUGACAGGCUUCUUCCUCGGUUUGGGGCUCACUGGAAACGGGCUGGUAUUUAUGACGUCAUCCUGCUGUCUAAACAGUCUAUUAACAGGGAUGAAAAUCUCUUGGCUGCAUCUCUCUGCUUCUGGAAUUCUGCCAGCAAUACCUUUGAUUUUCGUGUGGGCUCGAUGUCACCAACCUUGCUGGAUAUGGCUCAGAUCUUCGGAUUCAGGCCCCAUGGAAGACCUGUUGAUGCCAUUGGGGAUUAUCAUCGAAGGAAGAACCAAGAAAAACUGUCCAAGCCUUUCACCGUUUCUUUAGCCGUGAUCAACCAAAACUGUUCUUUUUCCAAUUAUAUGAGGAAGUUUAGUGUUGAGAAGGACAAGGAUCAGCAACACAUGUUGUUCCUCCUGUACUGGCUGAACAGGUUUGUUUUCCCAAAUCGUUCCUCAGCAGUUCUGCUUGAGUACAGACACUUGGCAGAGGCCUUACACAAUCAUACUGACGUCGGACUUGGGCCUACUAUUUUGGCUCAUUUGUUCAAGAAUCUGCACACUGCCACUCUGGAUGAUCCAAAUCUGGCUGCAAGUUUAUUUCCCGGAACUAAGGUUUCCAGAUAUAGUUCUGCCUGA